AUGGCUGAUCAAUGGAUUCGCAUGUAUCACCAAAACAACAAUCAACAACUCUCCUUCAACCUUUCCGACCACCGUCAGCUCAAUAACGACGACAAUUCCGGGGUUGUUUCUGAUUCCACCGUCGUCACCGCCGCUGUCUCCUCCGCUACAACGCUACCGACCUCCUCCGGUUUAAUCCCAGAUGGGGGCAGAGUCUCGAAGCCGGUUCGCAAGCGGACCAGAGCCUCUCGACGGACUCCAACCACUUUAUUCAACACGGACGCGGCCAAUUUCCGAGCCAUGGUCCAGCAGUUCACCGGUGGUCCAUCCAACAACGCUUCCAAUUUUUCCACAUUUGGCUUCCCUAGUAAUUCCAACGCCGUUUUCGACCCCACCGUCGCCGCCUACCACCUCGAAGCUCCGCCGGUAUUCCAAUUCCAAAAUCAACCUCCACCGCACGCGCCGCUGCAGCAACCGCCGUUUAUGUUCUCGUUGGGGAAUUCAGCGGCGAGUGAGACGUUUUUUCAACAGGGUGGGGGGUUGAGGAGUAAUGAUAGCAAUGUUAAUUACAUGGGGCUGUUUGAUGGGUCUUCGCCGACGGCUCAGAAUCCUCGAUCGGAGUGACUCCGGCACGGCGGCGGAAUUAUUGUUUUUUUUUUUUUUUUGGAGGGUGGGGAAAGUAGGGUGUAGAAGAAGUUAGGCACCGAAGUCGCCUACCGAUAAAUUAUUCAAAGAUACAUUUUUUUAA
Messenger RNA from Cucurbita pepo subsp. pepo (vegetable marrow), 727 nucleotides. RefSeq lists its product as uncharacterized. NCBI's taxonomy places the organism in Eukaryota, Viridiplantae, Streptophyta, Magnoliopsida, Cucurbitales, Cucurbitaceae. The record is from RefSeq and is a predicted model, not a curated record.